AUGGUUGCUGUUGGGAAGCUAGUCUGGCAAAUAGCUCAAAAGAAGGAUGUUAUAUGGAUCAAAUGGAUUCAUAGUGUCUAUAUCAGGGAACAAACAUGUUGGGAGUACAAAGCCCCACCAAAUGCGAGUUGGAUCUGGAAAGGAGUGUGCAAAGCUAAUGAGGUGUUUAAAGCUGGUUACAACAACAACAUAUGGAGCACAGGCACUAAGAAGUACACUGCUAAGGAAGGUUAUAAAUGGCUGAAAGGUCAAUAUGAGACUGUUGGUUGGCAUCAUUGGGUUUGGAAUGGUCUUAAUGUUCCAAAACAUGCCUUUAUAAGCUGGCUUGUUGCAUUGGGAAAAGUUAAGACAAGAGAUAGGCCGAAGGCUGCUGGAGUCUGUAAUGAUGUGGCAUGCUUAUUGUGUAACAGUGGAACUGAUAAAUGUCUGCAUCUUUUUUUUAGGUGCCAUUUUAGUAGGAUAGUGUGUGUAAAUUUUAUGAGUUGGUUGCAGAUCAAAGUGGAGAAUGAUGAGUGUUUAUGUACUGCAUGGGAAAAGUGGGGAAGGAGAUACAGAAGUAGGAAACAUCAGCAGAUUUGCUACAGUGCCCAUGCAGCUACUGUUUACCAUAUACGGAGAGCAAGGAAUCACUCCCUGUGGGAGAAUGCAGUUCUUCAACCUGAUAGAGUGGUGCAAUGCAUAAAACAAGAGGUUGUUGGUAGAGUCAAAAUGCAGAUGAAAGAGUCUUGUCCUGAAGUUGUGAGAAAUUGGGUAACUGUAAUCAGUAGCUAA
This is a messenger RNA of Beta vulgaris subsp. vulgaris (sugar beet), 771 nucleotides long. RefSeq lists its product as uncharacterized. Lineage: Eukaryota; Viridiplantae; Streptophyta; Magnoliopsida; Caryophyllales; Amaranthaceae. Bases 1 to 771 code for a protein of 256 amino acids. The record is from RefSeq and is a predicted model, not a curated record. The transcript has a single exon.